Rubroshorea leprosula is the source of this 918-nucleotide messenger RNA. The record is from the annotation of a GenBank genome assembly. NCBI's taxonomy places the organism in Eukaryota, Viridiplantae, Streptophyta, Magnoliopsida, Malvales, Dipterocarpaceae.
ACUCCAAAAAUUAUCUUUUAAAAAAAAUUACAUCUAAAUAAUUCUCUUUUUAAAUGGGAAUGGAGUGUUACUGUCGGAGAUGACACUGAGAAGCUCUAAAAUUUUGACUUUGAGAUGGGAGUCAGAGUUUCUAGACCGGACUCAGCAGACACCCUACCGGACACACAAUGACGGCUUGAAGCCAUCAAGAGAAACUGCAAUGGAAUUUUGUUGGGAUACGGACCCAUUCCUAUUCCGUUCCGCCCACCAUUGGUGUACAGCUCCAAGGUAAAGAUACAUGCCGGAUUGAGAGCAAAACUCAGCUAUGAAAAUGACCCAUUACUCCAAGCAGCCAUGAAUGCGGCAUCACUUCGUUAUCAAGAGACCCAUAGACAAGAACGGCUUUUUGUUGACCCAUAUGCUGGUUGCUUUGUCCAUCCCAACAUUCAAAACGGAUUUAAAGAAGAAACGGAGUCAUUAGUGCCUUGCAACAAAGUUCAUUGAUGACAAGUUGCUUCGUACAGUUAACCAUAUUGAUGGGCUUAAGCAGGUUGUUUUGUUAACAGAUGGCAUGGAUACUCGGCCAUAUAGGCUUAACUGGCCAACUUCAACGAUUAUAUUUGAUAUUUCCCCAGAACAGGUGUUCAAAAGGGCUGCUGAAAAACAUAGAGAUGGAAACUUGGGGAAGAGCAUUUCGAAUGGUUGAGGAAGAGGGAGAUGAAGAAGGUUUUGAGGAGCUGUAAAUGAGAAAAAAACUUGUUAGAAGGCAAAGACACAAACACAUCUUUCCCCCUGUUCUGCUCUGUUUUAUCUCUCUAGCAAAAGUUAUGCUGCAUCUCCUGCUAAUUGUAUAGAAGACCCCAAACUAGAAUCAUAAAUAUACAGUACAUUUUAUUUUGUGUACGCCUGAUUGCUUUAAAGGUUUAACAUUUUUACAUC